CAUUUUUGUCAAAAAAGCAGCUUUUUCUAAACGACAACCAAACUAUUUGCCAUUCAUACCAGUCUGUCAUUACCGGUGUCACUAAAUACAUUAAGUGGUGUAAUCCAUCAUUGAUACAUACAUACGCAAUAGCAAAGGGAUUCCUAAAAUGUCAAGUUCAAUUGAAAAGGAAGCAAUUCGUACACCUGAAGAAUAUUCAACUAGUGGAUUAAGUGAAUCAGAAGAAACGGUGUUCAGUAGUAACAGAGAAAGUAAUAUAAUAUUUGCUGGAUCAUCCAAAGAUGCUGAAGUAGAUUCAGUUCCUGCUGGAGUAGAUGCUUUAACUGAAUCCAACGAUUUAACGGUUUUAGAAACUCAAAUGUCAUCUGAUGAAAUAGUGAAUGAUUCCGAUAUAUUGAAAAUAGAAGAAUUGAUCAAACAAAGUAAACAAGACGAACAAGAUGAAGAAGAAGUAGAUUAUGAAGUUGAAGAAACAAGUAAUCAAAAUAAAGUAGUAGUUUCAUUCAACAUUUUGGAUAUACUAAUAAAAGGAUCAAUCAACUUGGUAUUACCAUUUAUAAACGGUAUGAUGCUUGGAUUUGGUGAAAUUUUAGCUCAUGAAAUAGGAUUCAGGUACAAUUGGUUUGGUGCUAGAGUUACGCCACCUAGAAGAAUGGAAGCAAGAGCUAGACAAAACCAGUCUAAAUUUCUUUAGUUUUUUUCACCAUACUUUUUCUUCAUUUCUAGUAUACAUAUUUUAACAUAUAAUUAUAUAAUUCAAACAUUAAAGAAUUCAGUUUCAUUUAAAGUUAUUUCAGACCUAACUUACUAACCUUACCUACAGUAGUAAUAAUCUUUGUGGUCUCCAAUAACGGAAUUUUA
Scheffersomyces coipomensis is the source of this 861-nucleotide messenger RNA. RefSeq names its product Mim1p (gene MIM1). The transcript has a single exon. The record is from RefSeq and is a predicted model, not a curated record. Gene Ontology annotation, biological process: protein insertion into mitochondrial outer membrane; mitochondrial outer membrane translocase complex assembly. Gene Ontology annotation, cellular component: mitochondrial outer membrane. Lineage: Eukaryota; Fungi; Ascomycota; Pichiomycetes; Serinales; Debaryomycetaceae. The coding region runs from base 149 to 694 and encodes 181 amino acids.